This is a messenger RNA of Penicillium vulpinum, 1080 nucleotides long. Its product is annotated as 3-demethylubiquinone-9 3-methyltransferase. Lineage: Eukaryota; Fungi; Ascomycota; Eurotiomycetes; Eurotiales; Aspergillaceae. The record is from RefSeq and is a predicted model, not a curated record. The transcript has a single exon. Gene Ontology annotation, molecular function: 2-methoxy-6-polyprenyl-1,4-benzoquinol methyltransferase activity. The coding region runs from base 1 to 1080 and encodes 359 amino acids. Gene Ontology annotation, biological process: ubiquinone biosynthetic process.
AUGGCUUCCCUGCGACCCCGUACCCUUCCUCUCUCAGUCAGAGCCCUCCGUUCAACCCUACGCUCAACAAGGCCCUCACCAAGCACCUCCCUAUUCGCACCCGCCUCCGCCCCAUCCACCCAAACACCACUAACCCGCGCGCAUUCAACAUCCUCUGUCUCCGCUGAUGAACUCUCUCACUUCUCCGCUCUCGCCAGCUCCUGGUGGGACCCAAUGGGCCCCUCCCGAAUCCUGCACCUAAUGAACCCUCUCCGCCACGAAUUCAUCGCCUCCUGCCUAGCAGAAGGAAGCUCAUCACCAGACCCAACUUCCUCCGCCGCAACCCUCAACUAUCUUGACGUAGGCUGCGGCGGCGGCAUCUUCGCCGAGUCCCUCGCACGCACGAUCCCAAUUGGCCCAACCGGCCCAGCCCCAACCCCAACCCGCGCCGCCUCAAUGACCGCAAUUGACCCUUCAACAAAUCUAAUCCAAAUGGCACGCGAGCACGCGCGCAUGGAUCCAACCGUCGACUCGCAUCUGCGCACAGGUCGCUUCAAGUAUCUCAACACGACGCUGGAGGAUGUACUUGCCGGCAAUGCCCCGAUCUCGACUUCAGCUCCCGCUUCAAACCCCAACCAAAACCCCAGCCUUGAACUCACUCCCCCGCAAUACGACAUCGUAACCCUCUUCGAAGUACUGGAACACAUCGACCCGAAAACUUCAACGCCGCUGAGCUUCCUAACAAACUGUCUGCGUGCUCUUAAGCCCGGCGGUUGGUUAAUUGGAUCUACUAUUUCGCGGACGCUGCCGUCAUUCAUCCUGAACCAGGUUAUUGCCGAGGCGCCGUGGCCGAUUGGUGUUGUGCCGCGCGGGACGCAUGAGUGGAGUAAAUUUGUUAACCCGGAUGAGGUUAAGGGGUGGUUGCAGGAGGGGUUGAUGAGGGCUGCUGACACGGGUGUUUCGAGAGGGGGAAGUGCGGUUGCGGAGGGGAUGAGGUGGAAGUGCGUGGGUGCUAUUUAUGUUCCUGGGAUUGGGUGGAAGAUGGUUCCUGGGAGUGAGGAUUGGGGGAAUUAUUUCUGGGCUGUUAGGAAGGAGCUUUAG